Molecule: messenger RNA, 1901 nt
Organism: Stegastes partitus (bicolor damselfish)
Lineage: Eukaryota; Metazoa; Chordata; Actinopteri; Pomacentridae
Gene: cdk4
Product: cyclin dependent kinase 4
Exons: 8
Coding region: 261-1181 (306 amino acids)
Biological process (GO): regulation of gene expression; protein phosphorylation; signal transduction
Cellular component (GO): cyclin-dependent protein kinase holoenzyme complex; nucleus; cytoplasm
Molecular function (GO): ATP binding; cyclin-dependent protein serine/threonine kinase activity; cyclin binding
Source: RefSeq, a predicted model, not a curated record
AAGCAACAGGAAGACAACCCAAAAAGGGUGCAGGCUGGAAGAAGAAGCAGCAGCAGAGGAGGCCCAAAUCAUUCCUGCUGACUUAGCCUCUCCCCGGCAGAUCCACCGCUGGGCUCCGAGGCUCGGCCCGGUCCAGACCCGCCGCCCCGGACCCGCUUCUUACCGGUUUCUACGUGGCACAUUGGGGGGAUCAUGUCCUCCACUUAGAGACUCGGUACCUGCCGCACAGGAGCAACAGGCGAGUCUGUUUGAACCUGGCCAUGGCCCACGGCACCAGCAUCCAGUAUGAGCCGGUGGCAGAAAUCGGCGGAGGUGCUUAUGGGACUGUUUAUAAGGCUCGGGACACGGAGAGCGGCCAGUUUGUGGCUCUGAAGAGCGUGCGUGUCCAAACGGACCAAAACGGCCUCCCGAUCUCCACAGUCAGAGAGGUGGCUCUGUUGAGACGGUUAGAGCAAUUCGACCACCCUAACGUGGUCCGGCUUAUGGACGUAUGUGCCACGCAGAGGUCAGACCAGGAGACUAAAGUCACUCUGGUGUUUGAGCACGUGGACCAAGACCUCAAGACAUAUCUAGAGAGAGCUCCAGCUCCAGGAUUAUCCCCCGACCGCAUUAAAGACUUGAUGAAGCAGUUGCUGUGCGGCCUUGCGUUCCUUCACUCAAACCGUGUGAUGCACAGAGACCUGAAACCAGAGAAUAUUCUGGUAACCAGCCAAGGCCAGGUGAAGCUGGCUGACUUCGGUCUCGCCAGGAUCUACAGCUGCCACAUGGCCCUCACUCCUGUGGUGGUCACACUGUGGUACCGACCUCCUGAAGUUCUGCUGCAGUCCAGUUAUGCCACGCCGGUGGAUAUCUGGAGCACCGGCUGCAUCUUUGCUGAGAUGUUCAGGCGCAAACCUUUGUUCUGUGGAGAAUCAGAAAUGGACCAGCUUGGGAAAAUUUUUGAAGUUAUUGGUUUGCCGCCAGAGGAGGAGUGGCCGACUGAUGUUACGCUAUCAAGGAAAAACUUCCCCCCUCUCACGGCUCGCCCAAUCAAGGACUUUGUUCCAGAGAUAAAUGAGCAGGGGGCUCAGCUAUUGCUGAAAAUGCUGACAUUCGACCCCUUAAAGCGAAUAUCCUCCCUGAAUGCACUAGAACAUCCUUACUUCUGUGACGAGGAGACAUCGACUCAGACAAAAAGCUGAAAUGAGGCAGUGAAACAUGCGGCGAGAGGUAAACGGUGUCUAAGUGUAGGGUUUCAGUGUCAUUCACUGCAUUGCCAUUCAAGAUGUUUGGGUCAUGCUUUUGGAAUAUUAUUUUGUUAUUCCUGCGUCUAAAAAAAGGAUUAAAGCCCAAGAAAGGGAGGCGUGAACUUAAAGAUCACUGGCUUGCUUUUCAACGUGUAAAUGUCACAAUUAUUGAUGUUAACGUGUCACGUUUUAAAGGACAGUACCAGUGUUUUUGAUUUUCUGCAUCAGUGUCGUCAGCCAGCACAGAUGUACAGAAAGUUCUGUCAUCUCUUCUGAAAUGUUGCUCUUGUUGUUUUGUGUCUGUCAGACGUGACUCCUCAGUGGGUUAGAACAGCCAGUCGUUAGUGAGUUUACUGUAUUUGUUUUAGUAUUUAUCAUACAAAACGAACAAUAAUACCGUAAGCCUGUGAAAGGCAUUACGCUGUAUGAAAAUGAUUCAUGAAAUCCUGAAGAAAAGGAAGACUAGUUGCAAGUAGUUUAAGAAAAACGCACAACGAAGACACGUUACAAAAAUACUGGUAUUGCCCUGAAACUAUCUCACAAAGCAAAAGUAUUUUUUCUUCUUUUAUUGGAGGACUGAAAGGGUGGACUUCAUUUCAUUUUUGUUCCGUUGCUGAAUCCAUCUAAAAUCAACCAUCACUGCAUCUCCAAGUGAAUAAAAACUGUUUCAAUCAC